Messenger RNA from Tigriopus californicus, 1467 nucleotides. RefSeq names its product lisH domain-containing protein ARMC9-like. The coding region runs from base 652 to 1467 and encodes 271 amino acids. The record is from RefSeq and is a predicted model, not a curated record. Gene Ontology annotation, molecular function: protein binding. Gene Ontology annotation, cellular component: ciliary tip; ciliary basal body; centriole. NCBI's taxonomy places the organism in Eukaryota, Metazoa, Arthropoda, Copepoda, Harpacticoida, Harpacticidae. Gene Ontology annotation, biological process: cilium assembly. The transcript is spliced from 4 exons.
AAGAAAACCUGCUCUUACGAAAGUGAGUUUAGCCUCGGGGCAAAAUCCUUGGCAGCGGUAGCAGCAACCUUUCUUCGCCGUUCAUGGUAAUAAAUGAUCAUUUCGAGAGUGAAUAGAGCUCCCAUUUGUCUUGGAACAAGCCUUCACCGGGUACAGAGCCUCGCAUUGGCUUCGGGAAAAAAUCACAAGCCGGAUGUGGCAACACUCUUUUGAAAAGACAAAAAUCCAAACAAAAUGCUCCAAGUGGGCUUUUUCCCCCUAAAGCAAUGUCUUCUUCCGAGCCAAAAGUGUGUCAUCAUCACGAAGAAAGUGUUGGUGUUCCAAAAUUCUGAUCCCACUCUGUGACUAGUCGUGGAACCGACGGACUGGGUUGUUCCAUGGCAUCACUUGGCACCCGAAUAUCGGCUUUGGGCAUUGUGCUUGACAAGAAGAAAGAGGUUCGUUCCUCCGUUCCUUCCUUCCCGUGGAGCAAAGACUGGAGGGUGGAACACAGUGGGACAAGACCUGAAAAGGCCGGCAAAACUUGAGGAGACCGAAGGCGUCUUCGACUAAACAAAAUAUUUGAAAAGUCACAAUUUCCAGAAAUCUGGAACGCCCCAGGAGCACGACAAGUGAGUGUGGGGUAGAGGUGCUUCCAUUGAGUGAGCAGUGAUGGAACAACGGGAGCGACGGCCUUUGGUGAGACGCGAAGAGCAAAGCCCGGAUGCUCAAUCCAACUUGAGAUAUGGGCUCAUUGGAACGGUGAACUUCUACAUCAAAGAGUACCUGGAAAAGUCCCACUUCACUCAAUCACAAGAAACCUUCGUGAGGGAAUGCAACCAGCUCCAAGUUCCCAUUGACGAGGCUAUUGAGGACGAUAGUGUGGACUCUCAAGAAGAAAUCGUGUCGGAGCGAACCAUCGAGGAACUCGUGGACAUGUUUGAUAACACUUAUGAGGAUGCGUUUUUUACCAUUUGGGAUGACCCUGGAACCGUUCCUCAUGUCCAUGACACCACCUCCUACCUGAAGAUCAAUUUCCGACUUCAUAUCUACUUCUGCUGUCGGAAAAUUGCGGAGAGUUUGUCUCCUGCAUCGGAUUGUCUCCAGACCAUUCGCGACUUCUUCGAUCGCGAAGGCACCGCCCUCAGCAAUGAACAAGAGUUCAUCCAUUACUUCGCGCUUCCAUUUGUUACCAAUCCACAAGAUCAUCCCACGUUUAAGGGACUCUUUGAGUACAACAAUUGGAUGAGAUUGAGGAACGACCUUCGCACCUAUUUGAGUGAUAUCCGCUUGUCGGAACAAUUCAGUUCCAAAUUGAUGAAGCUCGUGCUCAUGAAUUCGAUUGGACCUGGGAAGGAAAUCUACCAACACUUUGUCAUGAAAGAAAACGAUGCCAUGAAGCUCAAGAAGAAGUAUUCCGUUCUUGUGGCCAAUCAUCAGCAAUUGCGCAAAGAUUAUCAGAAGCUCAUUGGUAAGUUACGCCUUUAA